Leptopilina boulardi is the source of this 2833-nucleotide messenger RNA. RefSeq names its product polyribonucleotide nucleotidyltransferase 1, mitochondrial (gene PNPase). The coding region runs from base 30 to 2324 and encodes 764 amino acids. The record is from RefSeq and is a predicted model, not a curated record. The transcript has 7 exons. Gene Ontology annotation, molecular function: RNA binding; 3'-5'-RNA exonuclease activity; polyribonucleotide nucleotidyltransferase activity. Gene Ontology annotation, cellular component: mitochondrion; cytosol. NCBI's taxonomy places the organism in Eukaryota, Metazoa, Arthropoda, Insecta, Hymenoptera, Figitidae. Gene Ontology annotation, biological process: mitochondrial RNA 3'-end processing; mitochondrial mRNA catabolic process.
UACCGGCGCAGUGUAAAAAAAAAAGAAAAAUGGCGGCGUUCAUAAGAUGUAGGUUAUUGAAUAAUAAUAAUUUAAUAUUUUCCAGUAUUAAAGAUGUUCGAUUAAAAAAUGUCUUACAACAAUUUCGUUAUUGUACAAAAUAUAAAGAAAAUGACGAUAAAAGUGUUGAAAUUUUAUUAUCUGACAAGAAAAAAAUGACGAUAUCAACGGGAAAAUAUGCACGUUUUGCCGAUGGAUGCGCCGUUGUAAAUGCAGGCAAUACAGACGUUCUUGUCACAGCUGUUAGUAAAACAUAUACAUCAAAUUUACAACAAUCAUUUAUGCCAUUAACUGUUGAUUAUCGUCAAAAAGCCGCAGCCGCUGGUCAUAUUCCAACAAAUUUUUUACGCCGCGAACUAGGACCAAGUGAACAUGAAAUACUUACAAGUCGAUUAAUUGAUCGUUCAAUACGUCCAUUAUUUCCCAUUGGUUAUAAUUAUGAAACGCAAAUAAUUUGCAAUAUGUUGUCAAUUGAUGGAAUUAAUGAUCCCGAUGUAUUGGCAAUAAAUGGCGCAUCAGCUGCACUUGCACUCUCCGAUAUACCAUGGAAUGGUCCAGUUGGUGCUGUACGCAUUGGUUUUAUUGAUAAUGAAAUUAUUUUAAAUCCAACACGACGUGAAUUAGAUGGAAGUAUUUUAAAUUUAAUUGUCGCUGCAACAAAAAAUAAUCUUGUUGUAAUGCUCGAGGGUUUUGCUGAUAAUAUAUUUGAUCAAGAUUUAAGAAAAGCAAUUAAAAUUGGUGUGACAAAAUGUCAAAGUAUUAUUGAAUCAAUUGAUGAAUUAAAGAAAAAAUAUGGUAAAAAGAAACGUGCUUUUGAAAUUGUUUUAAAGAAUUAUGAUGAACUUUAUAAUUCGGUGAAAUUUUUAGCUGAAUUAAAAUUACGUGAAACAUUUAUUGAUUCGAAACAUGAUAAAAUAUCAAGGGACAAUGCUGUUAAUGAUAUACGUCAACAGACACUUGAUAAUAUGAAAAAGAGUUAUGAAAAUUUAGAUCUCACAUUAGUGACGGAGAUUUUUAAUAAAAUAGCAAGAAAUAUUUUUCGUGAAUUAAUAUUCGAGACUAAUAAAAGAUGUGAUGGACGAGAUUUGGAAGGUAUUAGGAAUAUUAAUUGUGAAGUGGAUCUUUAUAAAGUUCUUCAUGGUUCCGCUCUUUUUCAGCGAGGACAAACUCAAGUUUUUUGUACAGCGACACUUGAUUCAUUGGAAAGCGCAAUGAAAAUGGACAUAAUUUCAUCUAUGACAAGUGGAAUAAAGAAGAAGAAUUUCUUUCUUCAUUAUGAAUUUCCUCCAUUCGCCACUAAUGAAACAGGAAGAACGGGAACUGGACGACGAGAAUUGGGACAUGGUGCUUUAGCCGAAAAAGCUUUACGUCCAGUUAUUCCAAAUGAUUUUCCAUUUACAAUUCGAUUGACGAGCGAAGUUUUCGAAUCGAACGGAUCAUCAUCAAUGGCCACCGUUUGUGGAGGAUCAAUGGCGUUAAUGGAUGCUGGCGUUCCAAUUGAUUCAUCAGUUGCCGGCGUUGCCAUUGGCCUAGUAACUAAAUAUAAUAAGAGCAAAACUGAAAUCGAAGAUUAUCGUAUACUCACCGAUAUUUUAGGUAUAGAGGAUUAUUUAGGCGAUAUGGAUUUUAAAAUAGCAGGUACAAAAAAUGGUUACACGGCAUUACAAGCUGAUAUCAAAAUUCCGGGAUUACCAUUGAAAAUUGUCAUGGAGGCAUUGACUCAAGCAAUAAGGGCAAAAACGAAAAUACGCUUGAAAAUGCAUGAGGCAAUUCAACAACCGAGAACAAUUCAAAAGGACAAUAUGCCAGUGACACAAGUUCUUGAAGUUUCAAUUCAUCAACGUGGCAAACUUUUUGGUAUUGCUGGAAAAAAUGUGAAAAAAAUUUACUUCGACACAGGCGUACAGGUAAAUUCACAAGACGAGACGCAUUACACUUUAUUUGCACCAAAUCAAUUGGCAAUGGAUGAGGCAAAUGAAAUGAUUCGCGAUUUAUUGGAACAGGAACGUGAGCCAAUAUUGGAAUUUGGUGGUAUUUAUACGGCAAAAAUUGUUGAACUUCGUGAAAUGGGUGUUAUGGUGAAACUUUUUGAUAGUAUGAUGCCAACAUUAUUGCAUAAUUCACAAUUGGAUUUGCGUUUUAUUCGUCAUCCAAGUGCACUUGGCUAUGAGGUGGGACAGGAAAUUCAAGUUAAAUAUUUUGGUAGGGAUCCAGUUUCAGGUGAAAUGAGAUUAUCGCGAAAAGUUUUACUUCCAUCGUCGUCGGUUGUUCGUUCAUUAUCUUAAUGUUUGCAUUUUCCUAGGGUUUUAUAAAAAAAAAAGAUUCGGUUUUCCUUUUUUGACAUAGCAAAAAUAAUUUGCUUCGAAAGAAAAUUAAAUUUAAUUUUAGAAAGAGAAAAUUGGAUUUAAUUUUUAAAUUUCAAUGAAUUCAAUUUUAAAUUGAGUUUUAUUUUUUAAAAUUGAAUAAUUAUUAAUUUCCAAUCGCAGUGUAUAUUGUAAAUAUUGUCACGUUAGAUGUGAAUAAAAUGUAAUAACGUUUAGUUGUAAAUAUUGAAAAUUUAUAACUAAAAUAUUGUUAUUUUUUAUUUAAAAAAAAAAUAUAAUAUAUGGAGAGAGGAGAUUUUUUUUUUAUUAAUGUACAAAGUACUCGCAUUUUAUAUGUAAAAUAGUAAUUAGAUAGUUUUUCCAAUUUUUCAAUGGAAAUUUUGAUGAAGUGAACAUAAAAUUAUAGAAAAGUGUACAUUUAUACUUGUUUUGUUAAAUUUUUAAAUAAAAAUUGAAAUUUUCUAGAUAAA